AUGGAUGAUGCGGUACAGAUGCUAGUGGACUUAUUGAUGGUCUCUGCAGAGGCUACCAGGGCUGAGACAGGGCAGUGUCGUGGAUCGUACUUACGCCUGCAAUGGUGCUGGAUAUACAAGCACUUUUCCUCAGUCGCGGAGUCCACUGCUAAUUUGGACUACGACGAGGAUUCAUCGCGUGCCUGUAGAUGGAUUGCUACGAAGAAGACCGUGAAGAGCAUACGUACACCGGCAUACAGGGAGUGCCUGGACCGACUCCGGAUUUCGGAUGUCUAUUGGAUCCCAUAUAGGGAGCACCGACCGGUGUCGUAUGAUGAUAUACACAACAGGUGGAUGCACUAUUCGGACCAUAUGGUUGCAGCAGGUGAGCCAUCAGAUCCUCAGGCAGAUGGUCAUGCUACGCAGCACAGAGUUGCCACUCAGGAUCCUGACAUAGAUAUCCAUCCGGUCACGGAGCCAGCAGCACCAUCGACAUCUGCAAGGUCCGAUGUGGCCGAGUCGAGACAUGCAGUGGAAGCUUGCCAUGCGAUUGCAGAGAGGUUGGAGAGCCAUCUCAACCUAGGGGUGGUCACGUCAGGCACAUCGACACAUGAGUUGAUUGAAGAAUGCCUCAGGAUUUCCAAGAGUGUCACACAAGACCAGCUAGUUUAUGUUAGGUCUCGACGCAAGCGGCACACGGAUCAGUCGUAG
Molecule: messenger RNA, 690 nt
Organism: Glycine soja
Lineage: Eukaryota; Viridiplantae; Streptophyta; Magnoliopsida; Fabales; Fabaceae
Exons: 5
Coding region: 1-690 (229 amino acids)
Source: RefSeq, a predicted model, not a curated record